CCUGUCAAAUCCAUCCCUAUCCGGCAUUCUACUACGUUCUACUUCAUUAUUUGCAACUCCAUUCCUCUCCUUCCGCUCUGACUGUACUGCUCGUGUCUGUUAUUGUUGCCAGCGAGUUCUGUUGUUUAGCAUCCUCAGACUGUUGUCGCUCGCUUUACCUGGAAGUCCUUUGCCCAAGCCUACGCCCUUCGCUCCCUUGUCAAUCCAAGAACACUGUCCCUGUGAUCAAGAAGACGCCACAGCAUUCCUCCAUCCAACGACGUGAUUUCCUAGACCAUCCUUACCUUCCUCGACCAAUUGGCCGCAUUCCAACUUCGCCUCUGACCUGGUGGUUGCUGGUCAAUCGCCUCUUGCGCAAGUUCCCUGAGACCAACAAUCUCCUGCCAUCUCUGUUGCUUUCACAGAUACAUUUCACCAUAUUGACACACAAAUGUCUUCUUUUUGACGUGUCAGCGACUGUGUCUGCGUCGGCAUGGCUGAAACAACGAGUCAUCCACUCCCUCCGACUCCCCCUCCACCCAUCUACUCCCCUCCUCUCCGAACCGAUAGUCCACAGAUCAUUGAACCCGUGGAUGAGCGCGAGACUGGCCUUGCGCGGCCAAGCAACGCACAAUCGAAGCAAAUAAGCAACCCUUCCAUAUCAAUGUCUCUGGCAGAUGAGCGACCACUGUCAACAUCCCCUGCGCCCUCAAGCCUGCAGAUCACUCCGCCAGAGACAGCAAUGUCAAGAUCAACCGAUCCUGUAGCGCCAAAGCGAACCUUGACUCCUCAACCUUCGCAGCAGCCAGAUCCAAAUAAACUCUCACCUACACCGCAGGCCAUAUUCAAGAGGCGGCCGGUAGACGGUGACAGCGUCGCUGACCACCGAAGAGUUUCUUCUGAGAACUUUACCUCUAAAGAUGGGAAUGUUGAGUUGACACCCUUCCAGAAAAGAGCCAUACGACAUGUUUCUGCAUCUGCUCUGGAAACAGAAGUACCACCAGGAAGCUUUGAGCCAUUGAGUUACCACCAUCAGCUCGUGGAGGAUGCCGAAAUGAAAUCUCUUGACAAGCGGGCGUCCAAGUUGACCAUCGAUACUGACAAUUCUGGUCAGCCGGAUGGUAGCCGUAACAGUACAUAUGGCAGGAACUUGCAGAGACCAGAUAGCGGAUUUUCGAGCACCUCUGAUUUUCGGGGCCGGUCACAUUCGCCCAAUAAUCUGUCCCCAGGUCGACCUGUUUCUCGAGGUUCACGUUCGCCAGAUACUCGACCUUUGUCCUAUGUUGAUCUUCUCAAUGUGCCGUAUCCUCAAGCUGCGCCGAGUGGUGCUGAAAAUCUCGUCAAUUCGGGUCUUCGCACCGUGGUUGGGAACAACGCCAAUCUUCUGUCGACCAGGAAAACGCUCGACAUGUACCGUGCCAACGUCAAAAAGACCAAUGACCCGGCAGUGCAGUAUGAAUUUGCCGUAUUCAUGAUCAGCGCGGCUCAGGAGGAGGGACUUGAAGGGGACGCGCAUUCAGAUACGGCAAAGUCGGAGAAAUCGCAUCAGUCUGUGAGAGAUGAUCUUUUGAAAGAGGCCAAGCAUAUCCUGCAGAAAUUGUCUGAUCGCUCCUACCCAUUCGCACAGUAUUAUCUGGCCGACGGAUAUGCAUCCGGUCUAUUCAACAAAGGCCGAGAAGACUGGGAUCGUGCAUUUCCCCUUUUCCUCGCAGCAUCUAAACAUGGACACGCCGAGGCGGGGUACCGUACCGCGUUGUGUUACGAAUUUGGCUGGGGUUCGCGGGUGGACGCAGCCAAAGCAGUGCAAUUCUAUCAACACGCUGCCAGCAAAAAUCACCCUGGAGCCAUGCUGCGACUUGGACGAGCCUGCUUGACUGGCGACAUGGGAUUGACUAAAAAAUACCGUGAGGGCGUGAGAUGGCUCAAGCGCGGCGCUGAAUCUGCUGAUUUCCAGUACAACCAAGCUCCUCACGAUCUAGGAUGUCUUCACGAGACAGGCUACGGUCCAGACGUGUUCAAGGACGAGUCCUACGCCGCCCAGCUGUACACCAAAGCUGCCGACCUGGGCCAUGUCGAGGCCAACUAUCGACUCGGACAAGCGUAUGAGCUCGGUCAAUUGAACUGUCCCCAGGAUCCUGCCCUCAGCAUUCACUUCUACACUGGUGCAGCGGAACGAGGCCAUGCCGAAUCACAAAUGGCACUUUGCGCGUGGUACAUGGUUGGCGUACCGAACGUUUUGGACAAGGAUGAAGCCGAGGCAUAUGAAUGGGCGAAAAAGGCUGCCGACCAAGGUCUACCCAAGGCCGAAUACACCGUGGGCUACUUUACAGAAACGGGCAUCGGUUGUCGUCGCGAUCCGCUUGAAGCCAAUGUCUGGUACGUGCGUGCAGCAGAACACGGAGAAGAGAGGGCCAAACACCGAAUCGCAGCUAUCAAAGCUGCUGGUUCCGGGGCAGAUCCCAUGACAGCGGCGGCGGUCGGGAAGAAGGGAUUGUUGACGGACAGCAAAAGUUCGGGCAAUAUUGGACCACAUGAGGGAGAAAAGAAGAAAAAGUUUGGUAUCUUCUAGACGGAGACUUUGUAGAUCAGCAGUCUAGCGAUACAGCGAUGUAGCAUUUCAAGGCGCAAGAAGCAAAACUUGGGAAGAUUUAAUGGCAUCAGAGAUUCAUCUGGGACAGCAUCGCGGUUGGACGAGGCAUGGGUCAGAAAAAUGCAUCGCAUAGCAUUAGCAUCGGACAAUGGGAUGAAGUGAGAUAUGAUGAUCCUCGACAGAGACUGGUGAUCAGUUCGAUGGGGGGAGGUAGUCGAGGUGGAUGGAUCACGUGUUAGAUAACGUGACUCUGGAUCUCCUGCGUAAUGAGAAAAAGAUCGAGGAGUGAGCCACACAAAUCACCAUCAUCAAUCAUAAUCACUUUUCA
Messenger RNA from Exophiala oligosperma, 2897 nucleotides. RefSeq lists its product as uncharacterized. Gene Ontology annotation, molecular function: protein binding. Bases 473 to 2548 code for a protein of 691 amino acids. The record is from RefSeq and is a predicted model, not a curated record. The transcript is spliced from 2 exons. NCBI's taxonomy places the organism in Eukaryota, Fungi, Ascomycota, Eurotiomycetes, Chaetothyriales, Herpotrichiellaceae.